AUCCUUCACACGGGAACACUGAGGCACAGGGGCUACGGGGCUCUUGGUCCCCGGGGUCCAGCCUGGAGGCCUAAGGGAUGGUGGGGGAGGCAAGAGGCCGCUCUGCUUGGCUCUUGGGGUGCUGCAGCUUUGCGUGGCAGGGCCGCCGUCGGGGAGCCCGCAAGCUGGAUGGGGUGUCGUCUGAGUCCAGGGCUGUGGCCUGGAACGCUCCAGAGGGGACCUGUUGCCAUUUCUUCUAACGGGCCGCUGCUUCCUCCUGCGCCCGUCUUGCACGGCUAAAGCCUUUUGUUUAGUCUUCUGGAACGGGGAAGUGAAGCUGAUUGUCCCCCAGACGCUCUGGCGCAAACAAAAGCGGACGACGAGCGGGAGACACUCAGCGGGACUGUCUGCAGGGCUAGCAGGGAGAGCGUGGUUUCCUUGCCUUCGCACUCCUCGCUCUUCAGAGCCCACCUGGGUGCACAGAGACCCUGCUCCUAAGUUUGGAUAAUCAGGAGCGGUCACAACAGAUUGCUUGGCAGCCUACACAGGACAGGAUUGGAUCCAGUGUGGACAAUUAAAUCAAACCGAAGGAGGCUUGUUUGUUCUUUUACAUAGUUGGCUCACGGUGGCUCCUCAGGCGCCUUCAGGAUGCCUGCGGCACUUGUAGAAAACAGUCAGGUCAUCUGUGAGGUGUGGGCCAGCAAUCUUGAGGAAGAGAUGCGGAAGAUCCGUGAGAUUGUCCUCAGCUACAGCUAUAUCGCUAUGGACACAGAGUUCCCAGGCGUUGUUGUACGGCCAAUCGGUGAAUUUCGAAGCUCCAUAGAUUACCAGUAUCAGCUUCUGCGGUGCAAUGUUGACCUUCUAAAAAUCAUCCAGCUGGGCCUUACGUUCACCAAUGAGAAGGGGGAGUACCCAUCUGGAAUCAACACGUGGCAGUUCAACUUCAAGUUCAACCUGACAGAGGAUAUGUACUCCCAGGAUUCCAUAGAUCUGCUUGCAAACUCAGGGCUGCAGUUCCAGAAACAUGAGGAGGAAGGGAUCGAUACACUGCACUUUGCAGAGCUGCUUAUGACGUCGGGAGUGGUUCUCUGUGACAACGUCAAGUGGCUUUCAUUUCACAGUGGCUAUGAUUUUGGCUACAUGGUAAAGCUGCUUACAGACUCUCGACUGCCGGAAGAAGAACAUGAGUUUUUUCACAUCCUGAAUCUUUUCUUCCCGUCCAUUUACGAUGUGAAAUACCUGAUGAAGAGCUGCAAAAAUCUGAAGGGAGGCCUUCAGGAGGUGGCUGAUCAGUUGGAUCUGCAGAGGAUCGGAAGACAGCAUCAAGCAGGCUCAGACUCUCUGCUGACAGGGAUGGCUUUCUUCAGGAUGAAAGAGCUAUUCUUUGAGGACAGUAUUGAUGAUGCCAAGUAUUGUGGGCGCCUCUAUGGCCUGGGCACAGGAGUGGCCCAGAAGCAGAAUGAGGAUGUGGACUGUGCCCAGGAGAAGAUGAGCAUCUUGGCCAUGAUCAACAGCAUGCAGCAGUGAUAGUGCGUGCACAUGCCGCCUGGGCCGUCUGCCCAGCAUGCAGCAGUGACAGUGCGUGCACAUGCCGUCUGCCCAGCCACUGACCUGCAUCUGCUCCAGGCAGAGACUUCGGGUUUUUGUUUAAAGAUGCCUUUAUUUUAGAUCCAGGAGGGGGUUUGCUCUGAAUUUGUAAACAAGUCUUCCUUGUCCUCAUGCCCACACCCCUCUGCUGCCUCCUGCCACCAGCAUCCAUGGCUCCAUGGACACUUUUUUAAAUCUCCACGAUGUCUGAAACAAACCAGUAAAAUGUCUAUGACUCUUACAUGUUGUCAUUCUUCUUCUUUUGGCUUUGCUGCUCUGAUGAAGUUGCUCAGACGAGCUGAGGCUGCCAGAGAAUAAGGUGUAUGUUCUUGGGAAGCAGGUCUGUGCCAGCGGGCUGUUUUGCCUUGUUUGUGCUUCUUCAGGACAGAGCAGUCCUGAUGAUACAGUAAUUGAUGGCCCGUGCUGAAAUCUGGAGAGUUUUGUCUCCUUCCCUGUUGUUAGGCUGUCCCGAGCCUCCCUUGUUCACCUUGGUUUUCAGAUGAACUGCCACAGACUAGAUCAUGCUCUAAGUCCAUCGUGUUCUCAGCAGAGUGAUCUGUCAGCUGUGCUCUCUUAGCCGCCAUUUCCCAUCUGUAUUUAACGAGCCUGAGCUGUCAAGAGGUGGUAGAGCUGAGCUCUGGAGGUGGAGUCUUGGGGAAGACCCAGGAGUGACUGUGAGCAGGACAGUAAAGGAUUCUCCUCAGAACCCAUCAUCAUCCACCCUACAGCUGGGCGGGCUUGGAAGCCUGUUGACUGUGCUUAAAGUUAGGCAUUUAGGAAGCACACUGCUUUUUAAAUGACUACAGAAAGAAAAAAAACUUCUUUGGAAGGCAGAGACAGAUGGCAGCAGCUCACUUAGGCAGGAAUGGUCUUACCUUUUAAAAGCUUGUGGGAAACUGAAUUUGAAAUGACAAAAUGUCAAGUAUUAAAGCUGGUAUUUAAGAUGCUUGUAAAUAUUAUUUAUGUUUUUAAUUUUGUAAAAUAAA
Mus pahari (shrew mouse) is the source of this 2552-nucleotide messenger RNA. It is a transcript of the gene Cnot8, whose product is annotated as CCR4-NOT transcription complex subunit 8. Lineage: Eukaryota; Metazoa; Chordata; Mammalia; Rodentia; Muridae. Bases 628 to 1506 code for a protein of 292 amino acids. Gene Ontology annotation, cellular component: CCR4-NOT complex; CCR4-NOT core complex; P-body. Gene Ontology annotation, molecular function: nucleic acid binding; poly(A)-specific ribonuclease activity. The transcript is spliced from 7 exons. The record is from RefSeq and is a predicted model, not a curated record.